AAACGCGUAGAGUUUCGGUCACCGAUUCCGACGGAUUUAUCCAACUCAAUCAGUACAAACUGAAAGAUGAGAUUGGGAAAGGUUCCUAUGGAAUCGUGAAAUUGGCCUAUAACGAAGAAGAUGACAUUCAUUAUGCCAUGAAGAUUCUAUCUAAGAAACGGUUGAUGAAGAAGGCUGGAUUCUUCAAGCGAAUCCCACCGAAGCGUGACGGGAAGCCCACAUCGCGACUACCGAACCCGCUGGAGCAAGUGUACAGAGAGAUAGCAAUACUGAAAAAACUCGACCACCCGAAUGUAGUGAGGCUGGUCGAAGUACUUGAUGACCCUGAUGAGGACAACCUCUAUGUGGUGUUUGAACUGUUGGAGAGAGGAGAAGUGGUCAGCAUCCCUACGGACACUCCGUUGUCACAGGAACAGGCAUGGCAGUACUUCCGAGACAUCGUCUUGGGUAUAGAAUAUCUUCAUUUCCAGAAAAUAAUUCACAGAGACAUAAAGCCUUCCAAUUUACUGCUUGGAGAUGAUGGACACCUAAAGAUUGCAGAUUUUGGGGUCAGUAAUGAGUUCACGGGAGGAGACGCGUUUUUCACAAGCACAUCGGGAACUCCAGCCUUCCAAGCCCCAGAAACUUUAAAAGAGGAAAGAGAAGAAUACAGUGGCAAGGCCCUGGAUAUUUGGGCUAUGGGUGUGACACUUCAUUGUUUUGUUUAUGGUCAAUGUCCAUUCCAUGAUGAAUAUAUUCUCCUCCUCCAUAAGAAGAUUCUCAGAGAUCCAGUAAUUUUCCCAGAUGAGCCAGAAAUUGAUGAUGACUUAAAAGGACUCAUCCUACGAAUGCUGGACAAAAACCCUGAAACCCGUAUCACAUUACCUGAAAUUAAGAUCCAUCCGUGGGUAACUAAAGAUGGUACUGAACCAUUGCCAAGUGAAGAGGAGAACUGCGUGUUAAUAACCGUGACAGAAGAGGAAGUUGAAAACGUAGUGAAACACGUUCCACGUUUGGAAACCUUGGAAGACGUCCGCAGAUUCAGUUAUUGGCGGAACUCUUAGUGAAGACAGCUAGAUGGAUGCCACUGGACACAGUGGGACAGAGAGAAAGAGAGGGGUGUGUACUGUGAGGAGUGGUGGUGGCGGUAGUGGUGUUGGUGGUGGACAAGGAGAAAAGGUUAUGGGAGACAGCAACUUUUCAGUCGUGUCUUGUGGCGGGGCAUGGCAUCAGAUUGGCUGAGGUUUUAGAUCAGAGGUUCUCAACAUGGGUGGUACCACUCCGCCUCCCUGCAAGGUGAUGCUGGUGAUAUUGAAGGGAAUGUUAAGCUUUAGGGGUCAGCCGGAUAACAUAAUUGACAUACUAAAUUUUACCUAUAGUAGUAAAUAUAUUAUACUUGUUAAAGUUAGUAAUGGUUGUUGAAAUAAAAUAAGAAAUAAGUAGUGUGCUGCUGCUGCUAGCAGGUCAAGCAACUUUGUAGAGGUAGACUCUGCCCUGUUGCUUGACAUAAUAUAGAAAAUUUGGUGAGAUCUCAUCAGGCACAAGGAUGUCAUUAAUUUGCAAUGUAUAAAGUAUAUUUACACCUUUUGUCUUUUCAGUUGUGAUACUUCACCUGCUAUUUAGCUGGACACUACUUGAAAGUGGGACGCAACAAAAAAAGACAGAGAGAGAGAGAGAGGGUGUGGUGGAGGGGGAGAAUCAUAUGAAAAUGUCUGAUGUCAAAUAAGUCAGCAUUUGUUCAGUAGUGUCAAAUAGGCAGCAUCAAACUUUUCAUACUCAGCUCUUCCUUUCUUUUUUUUUUUUACAUUUUUUUCUGGAGUUUGAUAAAAUAAAAGAAUUCCCCCUCCACUCCACCACCACCAACACCACAACCUCCCACCCCGUCCCCCCAGUUGAGGAAGAUGGUUGGGUGGGCAGAAUUGUUUGAGCGCUAGACAGACAAAAACAGGCGUUAUGGUUUUGUUGUGAGCCUUCACACUGAGUUCACGCCACCACCACCCACCACCACUACCACCAUUACUACAACCACUACUACAACCACCACUGCUGCUACUGUUACAGUUACUACAACCACAAGAACUGCUGUUGCGAUCACCACCACUACCACACAACUACUACAGUUGCUGCUACACCUCAUGCUGUGACCACUACAACAACUACUGCUGCUGAAACUACAACUACUACUACUACUACUACUACUACUACUAUAACUGCUGCAAUCACGACUACCACCUCUGUUACUACUGCUGAUGCAACAGCUUGUCAAGCGACAAUAGCGACCAAAACUGACCACCACUACCACCACCAGCACUAUCAUAACCACUUCAACCGCCACGGCUACAAACCAACAUCACCACUCAGCAACCAUUUACUAACACCUCUACAACAACCACAGGUACCACUGCCAUCACCACCACCACCACCACCACCACCACCACCGUCCUCCACUACCAUCACCGCCCCACUAUAUCACCACCACCACCACAACAACAACCACCGCCAACACCACCACCAAUACCACCACUACAA
This is a messenger RNA of Octopus sinensis (East Asian common octopus), 2508 nucleotides long. Its product is annotated as calcium/calmodulin-dependent protein kinase kinase 2-like. The record is from RefSeq and is a predicted model, not a curated record. The transcript has 14 exons. Gene Ontology annotation, biological process: activation of protein kinase activity; protein phosphorylation; CAMKK-AMPK signaling cascade. Bases 138 to 1043 code for a protein of 301 amino acids. Gene Ontology annotation, molecular function: protein kinase activity; ATP binding. Lineage: Eukaryota; Metazoa; Mollusca; Cephalopoda; Octopoda; Octopodidae.